AUGAUCCCGACGCGCGGCCUGCGGGCCUCGCAGAGCCUGGCGGGGCCGGGGCGCGUGCGCGGCCGGCCGGUGCCGGUGCUGCCGGCGCGCCUGCUGCGCAACACGCUGCCGCCGGAGCCGGCGGCCGGCGGGUACCCGGUGCCGCCCGAGACGACCCGCCGCGCGCCGCUGCUGCCCCCCCGGUACACGCCCAAGAAGGUGUGGCCGCCCGACUUCUCGCGCCUGUCGGAGCGCGAGCAGUUCCGCUUCGAGCGCCGCUACAAGCGCCGCGUGCUGCUCGCGACGGCGCGCCCGCGCUGGGACCGCGCCGUGCGCCUCGCGCAGUGGGCCUGCAUCGUUGCGCGCGCGCGCGCGCGCGAGCGAGCAGGAUUUCUCGUCUACAUCGUCCUGUUCUUCGACGCCGGCGAGGGCCGCGAGCAGCCCUUCCAGGGGAUCCGCGACCAGUUCUGGGAGCUCUUCGCCGCCUUCUCGCCCGAGCAGCGGUACGUCCGGCGCGCAGACCCGGCUGGCGUCGAGGCCGCGACGGGCUUGAAAGCCGAGCAGCGGCAGCGGUAG
Messenger RNA from Durotheca rogersii, 555 nucleotides. RefSeq lists its product as uncharacterized. The record is from RefSeq and is a predicted model, not a curated record. The transcript is spliced from 3 exons. Lineage: Eukaryota; Fungi; Ascomycota; Sordariomycetes; Xylariales; Xylariaceae. Bases 1 to 555 code for a protein of 184 amino acids.